GGCAUCAAUCCCCUUCCCCCAAUAAAACAUCACAGUCUCUCUGAUUUCACUGAUGUACCCCUUCUUCCGUCUCUGUUCCGACUUCCGAGAGCACGAGUAAUAAUAAUAAUAACUUCUUCCCAUUCCCAUGGAAGCUAAAUCCAUCGCGACGUCUCUCGGCGGUGACCGCUUUUUCAUAUUCCCCACUUCUCCGAGUUCUUCCUUCGUUUCUACAACCCGCCUCCCCCUGAAGCGUGCGUGUACACUUGGUGGUGCUGGUUCCGGCAUCAAUGGCUUAACUCUGAACCGGCGGAAUCCGAUUCUUUCGACUCGCCGACUUGUUCCUGUUCGUGCAAUUGACUCGGACUCGGACCUCCCUCACGAGAACCAGCAGGGAUCUCCAGGUUUUGGUAAACUUAAGGAAUACCAAGAAUGGGAUUCAUGGACGGCCAAGUUCUCCGGUGGAGCAAACAUUCCAUUUCUGAUGCUGCAAUUGCCUCAGAUCAUCCUCAAUUCCCAGAAUCUCUUGGCGGGAAACAAUACCGCCCUUUCUGCUGUUCCGUGGCUGGGUAUGUUGGUUGGUUUGUUAGGAAACCUUUCGUUGCUUUCAUAUUUUGCAAAGAAGAGAGAAAAAGAAGCAGCUAUAGUGCAAACGCUGGGAGUGGUCUCUACUCACAUUGUGCUUGCACAGCUCACUAUGGCUGAAGCAAUGCCUAUGCGCUAUUUUGUUGCUACUUCUGCCGUUGUGAUGUUUGGUCUCAUAUUGAACUGUUUGUACUAUUUCGGUAAGCUUAGCAAACCUUUGUGGCGACUGUGGGAGGACUUUAUCACUAUUGGUGGACUCUCCGUUCUUCCUCAAAUCAUGUGGUCAACUUUUGUUCCCCUUGUACCAAGCAGUAUCUUGCCUGGGACAAUUGCUUUUGCUAUUUCUGUGGCUGCUAUAAUUAUGGCUCGAACUGGGAAACUCUCAGAGGAAGGUGUUAACUUUGUUGGGUCUUUAUCUGGAUGGACCGCAACUCUUAUGUUCAUGUGGAUGCCAGUUUCUCAAAUGUGGACAAAUUUCCUAAACCCGAACAACAUAAAAGGCUUAUCGUCAAUCACAAUGUUGCUCUCGAUGAUGGGAAACGGUCUUAUGCUCCCACGAGCACUAUUUAUCCGUGAUUUGAUGUGGCUCACUGGUUCGUUAUGGGCAACUCUCUUUUAUGGAUAUGGAAACAUCCUUUGCUUAUACAUGGUUAACUGCACCAGCACGUCAUUCUUCGCGGCAGCUACGAUUGGUUUGAUCUCAUGGAUAGGACUGGCUUUGUGGAGAGAUGCAGUGGCUUAUGGUCACAACUCGCCAUUUAGAUCUUUGAAAGAACUUGUUUUUGGACCAUAAACUCAAUACAUAAGAGUAUAAACGCCCUCCACGUGUUUCAAGCAAGUCCAUAGGCUAUAGAUGUAUUUUUAUUCUUUUUCCUAAGUUGUUGUAUAAAACGACCAUUUUGUGUAAUAUUAUUUCCUCUGAAUCAUAUAUUAAAAACAUAAUUUCUGCCGCCGA
Messenger RNA from Capsella rubella, 1519 nucleotides. RefSeq names its product maltose excess protein 1, chloroplastic. Gene Ontology annotation, cellular component: chloroplast envelope. The coding region runs from base 128 to 1357 and encodes 409 amino acids. The record is from RefSeq and is a predicted model, not a curated record. Gene Ontology annotation, molecular function: maltose transmembrane transporter activity. NCBI's taxonomy places the organism in Eukaryota, Viridiplantae, Streptophyta, Magnoliopsida, Brassicales, Brassicaceae. The transcript has 9 exons.